Molecule: messenger RNA, 1989 nt
Organism: Durusdinium trenchii
Lineage: Eukaryota; Dinophyceae; Suessiales; Symbiodiniaceae
Source: the annotation of a GenBank genome assembly
AUGGCCCGGUCCUCCAAGCUCAUCACCUUGGCGGUGGCCCUGACCUUCGCGUCCUUGGCACUCCAGAGCCUCACCUUCCUCGGCGUACCCAGCCGCGCGGGUUCAGCGACGACGGUAUCCCCGGCACACCUGGCGACAGCCGCAGCGGUGCCGGUCUUGCUGACCCCCACGGCGGCCUUGGCGGCGGAUGGCGGCAUGCCCUCAGUGGUGCUGGGAGUUGGCAUUCUUUGCAUGCUGGCAGCCUUCAGUGCAGUGUCCAGCGUAAUCAGUGCCACCGACUUUGUGAAGAUGGAGCUUCCCCUGCCCAGUCAUGAGCAUGUGCGAAAGCAAGGGCUUUUGCACCGCCGGAAGCGCUCCUUCUACUGCAUUUUCAUCUCCCACCAGUGGGUCUCAUCAGAGCAUCCAGACCCUGAGGGCAAACAACUAGCAGUGCUACAGGAAUGUUUGACGAAGAUUUGUGAUGGAAGCAUCGAGGUCAUGAACGAUGCAGCCUCCCAGCUCUUUGGAGACAUCAAGAGGUUAUCGCCUCAGCAGCAGGCGCGCUUGCAGGAGGCCUACAUAUGGCUGGAUUGGAUAAGUAUUCCUCAGAUCCGCGAGCGUUCGACCAGCCAUGGGAGCACGAGAACUGACUCGCCCAUGCACAGCAUUAGCUUUCGGACCUCCCUGCGAAGCUUUCGCUUCCGGACAACUUCAACAACCACGAUGACAGACCCUUGUCUCAACGCAAGUCCCAAGGAACAAGAGAAGUACAUCCUAUCGAUUCCUUCCUUCGUCCAGGCCUGCCAAGUCUUUGUGGCUUUAGUCCCUCCAGUCCCUCAUUGGGACACUGAUCAGCUCUGCAACUACAGCAGUUGGUUCACGAGAGGCUGGUGCCGAACUGAGCUUUGGUGCAAGAUGAUGCUGGGGAAUCAGGACAGGGCACAUGCUGUGAUCUCCGGCGGUGACAAAGCGGACUUCGCGCGACCGGUGAACUGGGUGGAUUGCUUGCCACAUGAAGGGGACUUCUCUUACGAUGGAGACCUUUCACUCGUGACCAGCAUUUUCGAGCAAGCCUUGGCCUACAAGCUCCUUUGGCUCCAGAUGGAAGGCAAUUGGGACUUGUACCGCUAUUUCCUGGCCCGACGAGAGAGUCUCAUCGGGCAGGCUUUGGAAAAACGCGCCUUGGGCGAAUUUCUGGAGGACUUCCAUUUCGACGUCGACGCGAAGACCACGACGAUGAGCCCUCUACUGUGCGCCUGCUUGUCCGGGGAUUUGCAGCUGGUGAAGACACUGCUGCAGCAGGAGGGCUUGAACCUUCAUACUCCAUUGAAGUCAAUGAUGCAGGUGGGCAUUGCUGAGGGUUUGACAGCUCUUCACGUACUGCUCAUGCACGGCUGGCGCUGCCCCGGCGUCUUGGAGGUGGUGUUGGAGGCCAAGGCUGACGUGAACCUCGUAUCAAAAGGUAUACCUGUCCUUGCCUACUGCCGCAGUUCGGAGGACGUAGAGUUGUUGGUAAAGCACCAGGCUGAUGUUAACAAAGCGGCCCCUCCUCUCGGAGUGCCAGUGUUGGCUUUGGCAACUGGCGAGAAUUGCAAGCCGGAGGUCAUUGACUCACUCUUGGAGGCCCGUGCCGACCCCAAUGGCCGCUCGGGCGGCAUCGGUGCCACACAGCCCUUGGCCCUGCUCUCCAUGAAUGCGGCCUCCAACCCGCAUGCAAUGGAAGUGGCCAAGAUGUUGGUCUUGGCGAAGUCGGACAUCAAUCAGGUGUGCCGGGCCAGCGGAUUGUUCUACGGCCUGGAACUCUUGAACCGUACAUAUCUUCGUUUUGCCCGGCCACGGUCGAAUUUGAUGCUGCUCACUGCAGAGUGGAGCACCACACCCUUGGGUUUUGCGUGCAUGUUCGGCAACCGCCAGCUUGUGGAGCUUUUGCUGAAGGCUGGAUCCAGCUUCACCACCCGAGGUGUUUUGAAACAGGGCGAGUGGUGGCCGAUCCCGGAUUCGCCGACCUAG